AUGGCUGCUAAACUUAACGAAUUGUGUCUUCAAAAAACAUUUAAAUUCGCUAGUGAAUAUCAACACGACUUAUUUAAUUGUGCACUUGUCAAUCGCCAUUGGUGUAUGAAUGCAAUCCCGAUUUUAUGGAGAAUCCCGUUUCCUUUUUCAUUACACGGUGGACCAGCAUUUAUUUCAACUCUCAUAAAAUACUUAACGUUAAACGAUGAACAAAGAGCUCCAUUUUUAUAUUAUCGAUUAAUCAAGCAAAUAGAUGUAUACCUUUUCGCGGAAGCGAUUCAAGACUAUUUGUUAAGUUUACCAAACACAAUUCAACAAGAUUCAUUGAAUAUUGUGACAUUGUGUACGUUGAAAGUGCUUUGUCAUAAAUUGAUCAAUACUGAGAAUAUCAUUUUUGAGCUCGAUUAUCGGUAUCGGUAUUUUGACAAUGCGCAAAUUCUACCUUUUGGAGAUUGGAAUAUUUACCAAAUACCAAAUGCCCAUGUAUCAUUGAGAAAUCUGCGCAAAUUAAGUAUCUCUGGUGUUGAAAGCAGCAGAAAAAUUCUUGAAUCCGCAGCUAAAAUUUCGCGUAACCUUUCAAAUCUCGAAAUCACUUGCUAUUGUUUCACCGAAUAUGAAGAAUUGUGUUGGCUAAUUCAUUAUAUCAAAUUGUUUGAUAAUUUAAAAUGUCUAAAUAUGGAUGUAUCCAUCACACACGGUGACAAGCUUUUGUCUGAACUCGGGAAAAACUUGCCGAAAACACUGGAAACUCUUUGCUUAGCGGGGAGUUUCGAAUUUUCAAAGGAAUCACUAGAGCAGUUUUUGCUUGGGGCAAAUCAAGUAAAAUUUCAGUUAUUAGGCUUUCCGAAAUCGCAAUUUAUUUCAGACGAACAUUUGGAAACUAUUUGGAAUGCGAUUUACGAUUCAAGCUUGGAUAUUAGCAUUAAAGAACUUGAUAUUUCUGUCGGAAAACUUGUGACCAGAAAUCAAGCAAAAAAAUUUCAAGACCGAGGAAUUAAACAUUUAAGUUAA
Messenger RNA from Ambispora gerdemannii, 1011 nucleotides. The record is from the annotation of a GenBank genome assembly. NCBI's taxonomy places the organism in Eukaryota, Fungi, Glomeromycota, Glomeromycetes, Archaeosporales, Ambisporaceae.